AUGUUUCAAGGCAGAGCGUUGGAAUGGUGGUCGAAUGAGAGGAACAUCCGUUCUAAUGAAGAAGCCUAUGCUCUUCCAUGGACCAAGGUGCGUGAACUAAUGAUGCUUAAGUUCUGCCCUCCCCAUGAACAACUGAAGCUUGAAGAAGAGUUUUGGCACUUGAAGCAGAUUGGUGACGAUAAUCUGGCUUAUACUACUCGUUUUAAGCAGCUUAGUUUGAUCGUUCCUCACUUGAAGUCAAGUGGCAGCAAGAACAAGAGGCGAAAGUCUCAGGGUUCCGGAUGCAAUGCUAUUGUUCCUGCUGCAAACCCUGCUACUAAAACUGCUGCUGCUGCUGCUGCUCCAAUCACUGCUGCUCCUGAAGUUAAGAAACAGUACACUGGGUCUCACCCCAAGUGUGCGACUUGCAACUUUCAUCAUCCUGCUAAUUCUGCAUGUCGUCUGUGCACCAACUGCAAUCGCUAUGGUCACACGACUCAGUAUUGCCGUCAAACUAACCCGACCCAGCAAGCUCAACAAGCCCCAGCUCAGGCAGCUUUACCAGCACCUCCAGCUACCCUGCAGAAUCCAAGGCCAAUCAAUGGUGUUUGUGCAUGCUACAAAUGUGGAGAUACUACUCACCUCCGUAACCAGUGUCCUCAGCUGAACCAGGACCAGCAGCUAGCCGCUCGUGGACGAGCGUUCAAUCUCAAUGCUAAUCAGGCUCGUAAUGACAAUGAUGUUGUCAAUGGUACGUUUCUUGUGAAUAACCUUUAUGCUUCAAUUCUAUUCGAUACUGGUGCUGAUAGAAGCUUUGUGUCCGUGGAAUUUGAGUCUUUGAUAAACUGUACACGCUCCAAGUUACCUGAGUCGUUCUCUGUUGAGGUCGCCAACGGCAAGUCGAUUCUUGUUGAUUCUAUUUUGCGUGAUUGUUCCUUGACUCUCAACGAUCACGUCUUUUCUAUUGAUCUAAUACCCAUGCAAUUGGAAUCAUGCCGAGAUUGCUUGUCACGAGAAGUUUGUUCGUCUACCUCUUCCGUCCGGUGA
Messenger RNA from Helianthus annuus (common sunflower), 1026 nucleotides. RefSeq lists its product as uncharacterized. Gene Ontology annotation, molecular function: zinc ion binding; nucleic acid binding. Bases 1 to 1026 code for a protein of 341 amino acids. NCBI's taxonomy places the organism in Eukaryota, Viridiplantae, Streptophyta, Magnoliopsida, Asterales, Asteraceae. The record is from RefSeq and is a predicted model, not a curated record. The transcript is spliced from 3 exons.